Papaver somniferum (opium poppy) is the source of this 1530-nucleotide messenger RNA. RefSeq lists its product as uncharacterized. The transcript has a single exon. NCBI's taxonomy places the organism in Eukaryota, Viridiplantae, Streptophyta, Magnoliopsida, Ranunculales, Papaveraceae. The coding region runs from base 1 to 1530 and encodes 509 amino acids. The record is from RefSeq and is a predicted model, not a curated record.
AUGAUAAUUGGAGAUUUCAACACUGUUAUGUUAGUUAAUGAAAAAAACGGAGGUAGAAUUCCUCUGUCAACUGCCCUUAAUGAUUUCAAUGACUGGAUUUAUAACUGUGGUCUUAUUCAAGCUCCAAAAAGUGGAUUGCAAUUAUCUUGGUCUAAUGGAAGAUGUGGUAGGAAAAGAAUUUUAUGCAAUCUUGAUAGAGCAUUCUAUAACUUACAAUGGUUAAACAAGUACAGUGGAUGGAAAUAUAAUGUGUCAUCAAGAGGAAUUUCAUAUCAUAGUUUUCUUGUUGGUUCUAAUAUAGAGAUCUCUAAACCAAAAAAUUCUCCAUUCAAAUUUCAAACUAUGUGGACUACUCACCCUGAAUUUCUGAAACUGGUCCUUGAUUCUUGGAAUGAAAUAUUGCUUGGAAAUCCUAUAUUUGUCUUUAUGAACAAAUUAAAAAGACUGAAGAAAAUAUUAAAACUGUGGAAUUGGGAAGUCUUUGAUGAUAUUUAUGUCAAGUUGAAAAAGGCUGAGGAUGAGGUGCAGGAAACAAAUAUAGUGUCUGAUGAAGAUCCUUCUAAUAUUGUCCUUCUUAACAAUUACAUUACAGCAAGGGGAGAAAGAGAUGUAGCUGCUCAAAAUUACCAUAAUUUUCUAAUCCAGAAAGCAAGAGUGAAUUGGAUUAAAUUUUGGGAUGCUAAUACUGCUUUUUUUCAUACUUCUAUCAAGCUGAGACAAACAAAAAACACUAUUGUUGAACUUACAGAUGAUUCAGGGGUGAUUUUUUCAGACCAAGACCAAAUAGCCACUAUGCUAAUUGAAUAUUUCAAGACUAAAUUUUCAUAUCAACCAGUUCAGAUUACUGAGUCCAUUCUUGAUGCAAUUCAAAAUGCAGUUUCUCAUGAAGACAAUACUUUAAUAGAAAAAAUCCCCUCAAAGGAGGAUAUUAGAGAAGCUGUUUUCCAACUAAAUCAAGACGGAUCUCCUGGACCAGAUGGUUUUACUGGGAUUUUCUACAGAAUAGCUUGGGACAUUAUUAGUGAAGAUCUUACUGCAACUAUCCAGUUUUGCUGGCUCAACCAAGUAAUUCCUGCUGGUCUUAAUUCAAAUUUCCUUAUUCUUCUGCCUAAAACCAAAGAAGCUAAAAAGGUAAACCAGUUCAGACCUAUAGGCUUAAGUAAUUUCUGCUUUAAAAUUAUUACUAAGAUCAUAACUAUAAGAAUAAGCAGUUUCCUUCAUAAGCUCAUUUCUCCUCAACAAUGUGCAUUUGUCAAAGAAAUCAAUAUUCAUGAACAGAUACUUUUGGCUUCAGAACUUGUUAAUGAAAUGAGUAGCCAAAGAAGAGGAGGGAAUGUAGGCCUUAAACUUGACAUAACUCAAGCAUAUGAUACUUUAAGUUGGGAAUUCUUAAUGUCAGUCCUUAGACAAUAUGGUUUUUCAGAGAAGUUUUGCAAUUGGAUUAAAAUUCUUCUUCGGACAACAAAAAUUUCAAUAAUCUUGAAUGGUGGACCUAUUGGUUAUUUCGGUGUGGGUAGAGGAGUUAAAUAA